GAUGUGUUGUUGAUUGUUGUUGUGGAUGGAAAAUAGGGCAGAGUUGAAAGACUUACGUCGUCUGAAGCGUAAGCAAUGGGCGGUCUCUGCUGGAGUGUUGUGUGCGACUGGAUGGGCCAGCUACCAGCUGUUCAAGUGGAUGCAGCCCACUGAAGAACAAAAUGCAGAGAUAAUGGCCAAAAUGGAUCCUAUUAAAUUAAAAGAAGUGCAAGACGCCAACCAGAAACUCAUGGACCACUUGCGGAUAGUGGCCAACAGUGACAAGCCCCUGGGCUACUACGAGAGGAAAUGGAAGGAACACCAGUUCAACAAACUCAGAGUUGAAUACCCCUAUGAGAAGAGAGAGGAGCACCCCCACCUUUUCCCCGAAGACAAACAGCUACAGGAGAGAGUGCGCGCCACUAAAGGGGCACUAAAAACUAACUGAUUUUUGAAAAUAUCACGUACACGCUAGCUCUUUCUGAAAUUAAUUAAGUAUAUAUAG
This is a messenger RNA of Symsagittifera roscoffensis, 484 nucleotides long. RefSeq lists its product as uncharacterized. The transcript has 2 exons. Bases 26 to 427 code for a protein of 133 amino acids. The record is from RefSeq and is a predicted model, not a curated record. NCBI's taxonomy places the organism in Eukaryota, Metazoa, Xenacoelomorpha, Acoela, Convolutidae.